CAACAGUGUUUUGUGUAAAAGACGCGCGGCGCGCGCUUCUCGUCUCUUCCAAUUCUGUCAUUGUGGUGGUGUUGGUGCAGUGAUUGCAAUUUCGAUGCAGCAAAGUAUUUAACAACAAAAAAAUCAAAUUAAAAAAAUAUAUAAUGUAUAAUAAGAUUUUGCAGACCAAACUGAAAGCAAAGUAAAGUUUUGCAUUGAAUGCAAACAAGUGUUGAAAGCAUGCCAAAAGUGUGCAGUACUAAAAGUGAACGAAAUAAAUCCAGCCAGCCACUUCGAAUUGUUACAGGCGAAAGAAAAUUAAAAUAUCAAAAUUUAGCCGGAAACAAAGUGAAAUAAAAUGAGAUCAAUGAAUUUAAGUGCCAAUACAAAUAAAUAAAAAUUCAGCUAGUAAAUGUUAAAAAAUCGACAAGCGCACACACACAUACAUACUUACAAGGUUGUAAGCAUGUAAGUACAUUCACAGCCGCAAUAAAAUCAAAUUGAAAGCCGAAGUGCAUACAGAAAGAAAUAUGAUUUCCUUAUUAUUUUGAUAUGAGUCAAUAUAAUCCAGAGACAGCUACAUAAACCAACAACUUGACAAGCAACAGCGACACCAACAGUGAAGGCAGCAACAAUAAUAACAGCAACAGUAACAGCGCCAUCGUUCAAUCGAGCAAUCGAGUAACCGAUAUCGAUGAAAUAGCCACCGUAGUGCCAAAUAGACGCGACCAUAUGAAAUUUUUGGUAGCUGUGUCGCCAGCUGCUGACCAACGACAACAACAACAAUAACUGCAACUGCAAAUACGACGACAACAAUAAAAUCGAUGUCCACCACAUGAAUGUAUCCAACACCAACAACAAUUGCAGCGAGUGAAUUUCAAUCAAAGGCGCACUGUACUUGUCUAUUUUCAACAUUUGUUGCAAACAACAUAUCUCGCCAGCCGGUCUGAUUGCCGCAAUUGCCCAUUAUAGCUGCCGCUAAUGUGCCCAGAAUAAAUCAAAACACUACAAGUGCCAUACACAAACAAAGAAACGCCGUUACGACGUAACAAAACGUAACGUAAAUCAACGCAACGAAUUCCGUCCAAUCAUACUGAGAUUCUUAGUGCCUUUUUACAAAACUAAAAAAAAAGUUUUAAACAACAAGCAACAUGAUAUAAUAUUAAGAGUAUACAAUUAAGGACAUUAACAUAGUUAAGAACAGAGCUUCCAAAAGUUAAACUGAAAAAGAAUAGCAGUAAGUUAAAGUAGCGCGUAAAUAAUAAGAAAAAAUCAUAUUUCCUUAGAAAGCCAUAGAACAAAUCAAUUGGAGCAGCUUACACAAUUCUGACAUAAACUUAAGCUAAGCUUGUCAGAUUGGAAUUGUCCUAAGCUCUUAAUGAACGCUUCAUAAAGCACACGAAAGCCGCUAACACCGAUUGGAAAGCUCUAAAUAGCAAACGAAAGCAUUCGUAAAGUUCAACCAUUUAAAUCAGAAAGCGUUAAUAUAUAGCUUCACUCGCUCAACAAUAUUGUCCUUAGGCGUGCCUCGAACUGGAGCUUAAGUAUAAGAAGCAUAAGAUGUCCGCAUCGCCCGCCACAACUAGUGUCAUCACUUCAAACGAACUUGCCAUACAACAGCAGCACCACCACCAACAGCAACAACAACAACAACAACAACAUCAACACCAACAGCAACUUCAAGCGCACACCUCUCCGACGCGUGUCUCACUCCCGCCUGGUGUUACUGUCACCAACGUUGUAACCACAACCUCUACAGGUGCAGCUGCUGCCGUCGGCGCCAACGGUUUGUCCCUCAUGCAUCGCUCACCCGACAGUCCACAGCCCGAGUUGGCCACUAUGACGAAUGUAAAUGUACUCGAUCUGCACACAGACUCCUCGAAGCUCUACGACAAGGACGCUGUUUUCAUCUAUGAAAGUCCGAAGGUGGUGCUGCCUACAGUGGGCUCGGGUGCGACGGUAACCAGUGAUGAGCAAGUGAUUGAUGCGCGCAUGGUCGCCCAAUUGAACGAACAACAAGCAGCUGUUGCUGCGGCUGCUGCCACCGACAAUCAGCCAUUGGCUAAGAUCGAAUUCGAUGAGAAUCAGAUAAUACGCGUAGUUGGGCCGAAUGGCGAGCAACAACAGAUAAUUUCACGUGAGAUAAUCAAUGGUGAACAUCACAUUCUGUCGCGUAAUGAGGCUGGCGAACACAUACUCACACGCAUUGUUAGCGAUCCGACAAAGUUGAUGCCAAGCGAUAAUGCCGUCGCUGCAGCGAUGUUCAACCAGGCCCAAAAGAUGGCCAAUGAUCAUGCAGUCUAUCAAACUUCACCAUUGGAUGCUUCAAUGUUGCAGCAUUAUGAGCCGGACAAUGUUGUCAAGGCGGAAGUGGAUAUAUACGAUGAUCCGAAGAAACCGCCGGGUGGUGGCGGUGGUGGCCAACAAAUACUCUAUACUACAACUGGACCGGAUGCUGGAAAACAGCUUUCUCAUUUACCGGUAACGGCGAAACUGGAAUCGGAUAUGUAUCCGACAGACAAGCAUAUUGAUUUGAUUUAUAAUGACGGCAAUAAGACCGUCAUAUACACGACCACAACCGAUCAAAAAGGACUUGAGAUCUACUCGGGCAGCGAUUUAAGCGGCCUCGUUGCCGAUGGGCAGGUAGUGGUGCAGGGUGGAUUGCAAUAUGCCGGCGCCGGUGCUGGAGGUGGACAGCCUGUUUACAUUGUGUCCGAUGGUGGCUUGCCGCCGGGCGUCGAAGGACAUUUGCAAAGCGUAAAUAACAUAAAUGUAAAAGCGAAAAAUAAAGAUAUGAUUUUCGAAAAAUAUCGUGUGUACACAAAUAAGAGCAAUCGCAGCAGCAGCUACAGAAAUAAUAAUAACCAUAAUAACAACAACAACAACAGUGCAGCGCAGCGCAGCUACAUAAAGUGGCAUUAA
This is a messenger RNA of Anastrepha obliqua, 2901 nucleotides long. RefSeq names its product protein grainyhead-like. The record is from RefSeq and is a predicted model, not a curated record. The transcript has 4 exons. Lineage: Eukaryota; Metazoa; Arthropoda; Insecta; Diptera; Tephritidae. Bases 1540 to 2901 code for a protein of 453 amino acids.